This is a messenger RNA of Pocillopora damicornis (cauliflower coral), 750 nucleotides long. RefSeq names its product vesicular glutamate transporter 2. The record is from RefSeq and is a predicted model, not a curated record. Gene Ontology annotation, biological process: monoatomic anion transport; transmembrane transport. Lineage: Eukaryota; Metazoa; Cnidaria; Anthozoa; Scleractinia; Pocilloporidae. Gene Ontology annotation, cellular component: membrane. Gene Ontology annotation, molecular function: transmembrane transporter activity.
AUGUUAGUUUUAGUUGAAAGCAGCCCAGUAGAGAAUAUUGUAAUUCCUUGGAAAUCUAUCUUACUAUCACCACCUGUUUGGGGAAUAAUUGCGGCCAAUUUUGCAUUGGAUUGGGCGUUUUAUAUUUUGCUUAUAUCGAUGCCAACUUUUCUACUAGAUGUCAUGAAAACAUCUAUCACCAGUAUGGGAUUCAUGGCUGCUUCACCUUUUCUCGUCGAAGGUGUUUGUUCUCCAUUGUCUGGCUUAGCAGCAGAUGUGCUGAGGAAAAGUACGGUAUCUACAAAGAACGUCAGAAGAGUUUUUUACGCUGCUGGCGCCAUAGCGAAUGGGUUUUUAGUACUCAUAGCUGGUUACUCUUUAAAUGUCACGGUGGUUGUUAUUUGCAUGAGUCUGGCUGGAUUGACUACGUCACUGGCAUUCCCGGCAUACACUGUGAACAUGCUAGACAUUGCUCCGCGUUACUCGAGUAUCAUCAUGGGCGUUUGUAACACUGUUGGAACUACAGCUGGGUUUGUCAGUCCAACCAUAGUGGGAUUCAUUGCCCAAGAUAAGACUGCUGAAGAGUGGCAAAGGGUCUUUUUGUUAACAUUUGUAAUUUUACUUGGAGGGACUUUCCUAUUUUGCCUUUUGAUGUCCGGAGAACGACAGGAUUGGGACCAAACUAUGAAUAAACCAACAGACGAAAACAUUGAAUCUGAAAGUGCUACUGGUAGCUAGAACAAUCCUAGACAUAGGUUCUUUGCGUACCUU